AUGGCUAAGGGAGGUAAAUUAAGGUCUCUGUUAAAGAACCAACAAUUGAUUGAAUCAAUAGACAAAUCAAAAUCAAAGCCAGUAGUCAAAAAAGCAGAAGAAAUAAAGGAAGUUGAAGUCCAGCCAUUACCUGAGCAAAUCAAGUCAUCGAAGCCAAAGAAGGAAAAGAAGGAAAAGAAAGCUAAGAACCAAGAUGAUUAUCAAAGUGAAGUUUUAUCCAAGAAAGAACAAAGAAGAUUGAAGAAGGUACAAGCUGACGAAAGUGCACCUUUAGUAGUAGAAGAGGAAGUCGAAGAAGAACUUGAAGAAGGCUCUGACUCUGAAGAAUUAGACUUAGAAAAGUUAGCUGCAAGUGAAAGCGAGAGUGAUAUAAACGACGAUGACUCUGAUGAAGAAUCUGACGAAGAAGAGGAGGCAGAUGAAGAUGAAAAAGAUGACGAAGAGGAAGAGGAAGAGGAAGAUAUUCCUUUAUCGGACGUUGACAUAGAUGACGAUGCGGAUAUUGUUCCACACACCAAAUUAACUAUAAAUAACAUGGCUGCAUUGAAAGAUUCUUUAGCACGUAUUGAGUUACCUUGGUCUAAGCAUUCCUUCCAAGAACAUCAAUCCAUCACAAGUGCUGAAAAAACUGAAACCGAAAUCAAGGAUAUUUAUGAUGAUACUGAAAGAGAAUUGGCAUUUUACAAGCAAGGCUUAGAUGCUGUUAAACAAGGUAGAGCUGCAUUAACUAAAUUAAAGGUACCAUUCUCCAGACCAAUGGAUUACUUUGCCGAAAUGAUUAAAAGCGAUGAGCAUAUGGACAAAUUGAAGAGCAAGUUAUUAACUGAAGCUGCUAACAAGAAAGCAUCAGAAGAUGCCAAGAAACAAAGACAUUUGAAGAAGUUUGGUAAGCAGGUUCAGAACUCUACAUUACAAGAAAGAGCUAAACAGAAGAAAGAAACAUUAGAUAAGAUUAAAUCAUUAAAGAGAAAGGGUGCUAGUAAUGAAUUAAGUAAUGGUGACGAUUUCCAGAUUGCCUUAGACGAAGCAACUAGUGAAGACAGAGGUGGUGACAAUAAGAGAAGAAAGCCAAAUUCGAAGAGAUUAGGCAAAGAUUCCAAAUAUGGUUUUGGUGGUAAGAAGAGAGGUUCCAGAACUAACGAUGCAGAAUCUUCUGCCGAUAUCAGCGGCUUUUCUUCUAAGAAAAUGAAAGGAAAACCCAGACCAGGAAAGAGCAAGCGUUCUAAAAGAUAA
This is a messenger RNA of Debaryomyces hansenii CBS767, 1233 nucleotides long. RefSeq lists its product as uncharacterized. Gene Ontology annotation, cellular component: preribosome, large subunit precursor; nucleolus; nuclear periphery. NCBI's taxonomy places the organism in Eukaryota, Fungi, Ascomycota, Pichiomycetes, Serinales, Debaryomycetaceae. The record is from RefSeq and is a predicted model, not a curated record. Gene Ontology annotation, biological process: ribosomal large subunit biogenesis; rRNA processing. The transcript has a single exon. Bases 1 to 1233 code for a protein of 410 amino acids.